AUGGAGGAUACGCAGAACUCGGCGCCCGAUGCGCUGGAAGCAACCAAGCUGAAUACUGGCUCUCAGCGCAAUGACACGCAGAGCGUAACCAAGCGCCUGCAGGCUGAGCUGAUGCAGCUCAUGCUCUCGCCCUCCCCCGGCAUCUCUGCCUUCCCCGACGCCGAUGGCAACCUCUUGUCCUGGACCGCCACCAUCACCGGUCCGACCGAGACCCCCUACGAGGGCCUGAUCCUCAAGCUGUCCUUUGCCUUUUCUAACAACUAUCCCUACGCGCCUCCGACCGUUCUCUUCAAGACGCCCAUCUACCACCCCAACGUCGACUUCUCCGGCCGCAUCUGCCUGGAUAUCCUGCGCGACAAGUGGAGCGCCGUGUACAAUGUGCAGAGCGUGCUGCUCAGCUUGCAGUCUCUGCUCGGCGAGCCGAACAAUGCGAGCCCGUUGAACGCUCAAGCUGCCGAGCUCUGGGAUACAAACCAAGAGGAAUUCAAGCGCCACGUCCUCGCCAGACACCGCGACCUGGAUGACGAGUAG
Penicillium lagena is the source of this 531-nucleotide messenger RNA. Its product is annotated as putative ubiquitin conjugating enzyme (UbcK). The transcript has 3 exons. The record is from RefSeq and is a predicted model, not a curated record. Lineage: Eukaryota; Fungi; Ascomycota; Eurotiomycetes; Eurotiales; Aspergillaceae. Bases 1 to 531 code for a protein of 176 amino acids.